Messenger RNA from Eutrema salsugineum, 615 nucleotides. RefSeq lists its product as uncharacterized. The record is from RefSeq and is a predicted model, not a curated record. Lineage: Eukaryota; Viridiplantae; Streptophyta; Magnoliopsida; Brassicales; Brassicaceae. The coding region runs from base 1 to 615 and encodes 204 amino acids. The transcript has a single exon.
AUGGACGAGAUAAGGCAUAUAAAACCUGACCUUGCAACGUACCUGGAGGAGGCUGGCAUUCAGUUGUGGUCAAGAGUUCACUUUCCAGGUGAUAGAUACAAUAUAAAGACGAGCAACAUCGCAGAGUCUAUCAACUCUGCUCUCAAACGGGCACGGGGAUUUCCCAUAGUAUUCCUGUUGGAGUACUUACGGGCGAAGCUAACAAAGUGGUUUUGUAAAAGGCGGGAAGAUGCUUUGAGUCUUCCAACCAACCAUACUCGAGGAGUUGAAUAUUUGUUGGCAAUUCGUUCACAUUAUGCUGAUAAGUUGACGGUUGAAGGCAUAGAUGGUUGGCGAUUCAAUGUGAAAGGAGGAUCACAUAACUGUGUCGUUGAUUUGGAACUUCGAAAGUGUGGGUGUGGCGUGUAUGAUAUUGAGAAAAUAUCUUUCUCUCAUGUUAUAGCCGUUUCAGAUGCAAUGCAUAUGCAUAUGGCCACUCUUGUAUGCCCGACAUACUCCAAAGAUUACUUGUAUGCAGCGUACUCGCAUAAUAUAUAUCCUCCAAGCAUUGCAAUGAAAACCGAUGAAACAACACAAUGUCUACCUCAGGAGGUCCGACGUAAAAAAGGCAGGUAG